Messenger RNA from Spodoptera litura, 2876 nucleotides. RefSeq names its product solute carrier family 25 member 32. Lineage: Eukaryota; Metazoa; Arthropoda; Insecta; Lepidoptera; Noctuidae. The record is from RefSeq and is a predicted model, not a curated record. Gene Ontology annotation, biological process: transmembrane transport; nucleotide transport.
AACUUUUUCGAAUAGGUUAUGUCGCAAGUUUUUCUGAAAUCUUAUCAAACCUUUUUAUUUGAUUACCUAAUCACAUCAAAGUAGUGUUUGAAGAGAAAAUCACGUUAGUGUCAUUAUUUUACUUAGUUUUUACGUGUACAAGCAAAAUAAUCUUUUUCAAAAUUAGCAAGCCUGUUAAAUUACGGGAAAAGGAACGGCAUGUUCAAUUACUCUGGAAAUCGUUCAUUUUUUAUCGCACGUAAUUCGUGGGAUUAUUACGAGAGCAACGAUGUUUAGUGAAGAUUGUGUUAAAUUCAGUUUUGUCAAAGAUUUCUGGGAAAGUGUGUGCCGGUAAUACGCAGGUGUUGACGGGGUCCCCACAAGAUGCUAUCAAAAGUUGUAACUGUGAUUUAGUAAAUUCGUCAUGUCUACAAUGAAGAACCCUACUUCGUCGUCUUCUAAGGCAUUGUUUAGCCACAUCAAGUACGAGCACCUGGUAGCUGGUAUAUCAGGUGGCGUGACUUCCACACUCAUAUUGCACCCUUUGGAUUUAAUUAAAAUUAGAUUUGCUGUUAAUGACGGCAGGACCGCAACAGUUCCUAGGUAUGAUGGGCUCGGGAGUGCAUUUGUCACUAUUGUUAAGAAGGAGGGAGUGAAAGGACUGUAUAGAGGCGUCACACCUAACGUUUGGGGAUCAGGCUCCGCAUGGGGUUUCUACUUUUUAUUUUAUAACGCAAUAAAAACAUGGAUCCAAGGUGGGAAUGCGCGUACACCGCUCGGUCCUGGCCUGCACAUGCUGGCUGCGGCAGAAGCUGGAGUACUGUCCCUUGUGAUGACCAACCCCAUAUGGGUGGUGAAGACCCGUCUCUGUCUUCAGUACAGCGGGGAACAUCUGGCUGAGCACAAACGGUACAAGGGCAUGAUCGAUGGCCUCAUGAAGAUCUACAGGACCGAAGGGAUCCGGGGACUAUACAGAGGCUUCGUUCCCGGUAUGUUUGGCGUGUCUCAUGGUGCGCUGCAGUUCAUGACGUACGAAGAGAUGAAGAAUAGGUACAACCAGUACAGGAAUCUGCCGAUUGACAUCAAAUUGACGUCAGUGGAGUACCUAACGUUCGCUGCGAUCUCUAAGCUGAUAGCCGCGGGCGCGACAUACCCGUACCAAGUGGUGCGUGCGCGCCUGCAGGACCAGCACCGCAGCUACGACGGCGCCUGGCACUGCAUCAACGAGACAUGGAGACAUGAAGGCUGGCGUGGUUUCUACAAGGGGCUCAAGCCGAGUAUAGUUCGUGUAUUACCAGCCACGAUGGUAACCUUCUUAACUUAUGAGAAUGUAUCGCAUUAUAUGCUAAAUAGGUCGCGCGAAGUAACGCUAUCUACAUAAUUUUAAUACUUUAAUCGCCGUAUGAAAACUUGGAGGCAAAUCCUUCACUACGGCAAUCUACGUGGCGAUUAAGAGCGGUUUCAGAAUAACGUUUUGUACGCUCGUAUUAGCUCGUUUUUGGAAGCUUUACCCUGUAGACCCACCUUUUGUCAUACGUGCGACUAGUACGAGCGUUCGCUUCUAAGCUCGUAUGAGCCAUGAACCACUACUACCGGUUCGAACGCAAACGCCGUAAGCGCGUAUGCUGAAACGCAGAAAAUACGCUAAUUUGAUACCGCCCUAAGUUAUUAUUAAUGUAAGUUUUAAAAUAUGGACGAGAAUAUAAGAAAUUCACGAAGUAAAUAGACGUCAAUUAGCUUUGGAAUGUACCAUCUUAAAUGGGUUUUUAAGGGUCGGUAUGUAAUGCCUCAAGUGGUGUAAGCAUUCAUAGGCCACGGAAAUCACUUACCAUCAGGUGGGCCGUGAGCUUCUUUGCCACCAUCGUAGUGUAAAAAAAAAAUUUUUUUUUAUCAUCUGUGAUUUCAUAGUGACAGUAGUGACAUUUAAGUACAGUGGGCAACAAAACUGUUUACUAUUUUGACAGAAAUUAACAUCGUUACUGUAGUAAAGUUUGAAAGAGGUUUUAAUAUUAUCUAUGUGGUGUUGGUUUUUGAUACGCAAAAACAGAUCUUAUUCUGAGCGUAAGUGAUAUUGCUGGUAUUGUAUAAAUGACGUCUAUUGACUUUGCGUUCUAAAAACGGUUUUUCGAUAUUUUGCAUUUGUCCUUUAGUUGUAUAGUACAAACGUUUCAGUUUUAAUUUUAAUUAUGUUCAACGAUUAUGUUUUAAUGGAAUUGACGACAGUUGUUAUCAAGGAAUGGGUAAUUAUGACGUAAGAAUUGGCAAGUUUUAUACAUUUGUGUAUAAAAUGAAUUAUAUUACGCUAAACUGUUAUAAAAAGGUUCAAAUUGGUUAACAAAAUUAAAGGGUAAAAAUGGUAACUGGGUUUUAAUAAUAUUUAAAAAAAACACCCGCUAGAUGGCACCGUUUUAUUUAUGGUUAAGUCAAAUGGUACGUUAAAAAUGACUGGUGUAAUUUCUUGUGUCGGUAUUUUGAAGUUAGAGCCAAAAAUAGAAAUUGCUAAAAUACUUACAUAACUUCACGCCUGUCUACCAUGGGGGUAGGCAAAGACUAAGGAAUGCCAAUUACUACGAUUCUGACAAACCUAAAUUGCUAAAAUCAGAAUGUAUUUUACGGAAACGUCAACUUAUUCAACUUCAUAUCAUCCAUGAAAAUCUAUCUGAAUUCUAAACGAAACUGAGAUAUCUUGACACAAAACUAGCGCCGCCUAGCGGAGUGAUUAACAACUAAUUUUUUGACUUCUCAGUCUGUAUAUAGCUUUCUUUACUAGAAUUAUUUAUAAGUAUCUUGUAUAUAGAUGAAAAGAGUGCUUCAGAGAACGGAAAUAAAGUAGGAUUAUAAAUAUUCAAUACAUUAAGUUGUUAUAGACUAUUUUUAUAGAAGCUUGGGAGACUCUA